This is a messenger RNA of Talaromyces rugulosus, 1011 nucleotides long. RefSeq lists its product as uncharacterized. Bases 1 to 1011 code for a protein of 336 amino acids. The transcript has a single exon. Lineage: Eukaryota; Fungi; Ascomycota; Eurotiomycetes; Eurotiales; Trichocomaceae. The record is from RefSeq and is a predicted model, not a curated record.
AUGAUGCCCGAUUCCACUGAUUACGAAGCGUGGUUCAUGCAGGCAGAAGAGGUAAGAAAGCAAGCAGAGGACGAUACCAGCCAGGCAGUGGAGCAUAUGCGGGAAAAAAACUUUGAGACUCGAGACCACGCCUGUAAAAGUGAUGCACAGGCACAUCUACGGAUUUGGGAGAAGACUUCAGGUCACAUAGUCCCUGGAAGUGAAGAUCACCCAAACAGUGUUCUCGGCGAGGGUCCGUCCGGCUCGAAUCAUGACUCUUCACAAAGCAACCCACAAACAUUUCGAGCCGACCAAUAUCGUCCUCAUAUUUAUGGAUUCUGCACACAAAGCUGCCUCCUUGGCCUGCAACAGGGCGGCAUAUUGGAUAUUCACUGCCCUAAUGUGAAGUUCCACCAGCAUGAGGAUCAGGGGAAUCAACAUCCAAUCAGUGCCCAAGACUUGGUUCAGAUACUUGAGCAGCAGCUUGGUGAGGACUUGGAUCAAGGUGUUACGCCGAUGGGAGGCUGUGGAUCGUACGCGGCGCCAUUCAAAGUCACCUGUAUUGCAUAUGGCUAUACUGUUUUCGCUAAAGGAACAACGUCACGACGCUGGAAAAGGGUAUCACGCGAAGCCGUCAUUUACCGUAUUCUCCAGCGAUUACAAGGAUCUGCCGUCCCCGUCUUUCUCGGAAAGAUCAAUUUGGCCAUGACGUACUUCCUGCAUGGCGCAGGUGCAAUUCGUCACAUGCUUCUUAUGGGCUGGGGAGGCGAGAAUAUUGAAAAUGUCCAGUGCGACAGGACCGUCCAAGGUGCCGUCUCACAGGCUAAAGAGGAAAUUCUUUCUUUAGGUGUCUUGCAUCAGGAUCUUCGAUCAGCACACAUUCUGUGGAAUACUGAGCUGCAAAAGGCCCUGAUCAUCGAUUUCCGUCGAUGCAAAUUAGAUCCACUACCGAGGCAUAUGCGACCCCAGCCUCCCAAGAGACAACCACACGAGUUGGAACUUCCAUUAACAAAACGCCUACGUAAUGCCUGA